UGGUCUCCUUUUGGAUGGAUCAUUACAUAUAAACAUCCAUUUUUGGAGGGGAGAGAUAUACACUUUUCUUCAUCUUUAUCGGUUGUGUCUUUAAAUUAACGAGCACUGAGAAAGAAAGAACAAGUCCACUUUAAUUUAACGGUCACACUAUAUCAUCGGUUUUAUCGAAAUGGAAUUCGGCGACGGCGGUUCAUUCGCCGUCGUCCCCACUGUCUUCAAGAGAGAAAACUAUAAGCGGACUAAACACGACGCCGUUUUCUCAAAGUGGCAGGUGUUGAUAGGAUCAAACGAUUGGGAGGAUUUCCAAACUGGGAAAGAUGGUGUUGGUAGAUACAGAGUCCACAACUUACCCCGCAAAUCUUGCCCUGGUCUGUAUGAGCUUGGUGUAGCGGUCAUCGGUCAAGACCAAGGUCGAAAGCUUGAAUCUGAUGAUGUUCUUGCUGCAUAUCUAGGACAAGCUGAAAGUGUUAGGUCUAGACUUCAGCGUUAUGGAAGAUCUGGUGCUCAUUUGCGGAAUGUUAACAACCUUAACGACUGUGAAACCAUUGAGUCUCCAGUUAAGAAGGCUGUUACCGGUGGUUUAUUUGAGGACAUAUUCUCGAAACAAGGCUCCAUUUUAUAUAGAUGGGCUCCGAUGAGAUCCAAGAGAGAAGCUGAGGCAACAGAAGGAAUGCUUUUGAGCACAUUUGACUAUGCUUGGAACAAAGGAAGUAACGGGGAGCGACGGCAGCUUGAUUUACUCAAGAAGCUCGGUGAUCGCGAGUUUAUGAGCAAGAGAAAGUCCGGUAUAUCGCGAGUGUUGUUUCCUUUUCUUCGGAACCAAGUUGGUAUCAGAAUCAAAGGAGAGAAGCAUCUGCUUAAAGAAGAGAGGAAGCUAAGUUGUGAUGUUGAUGAAGAGAAGAGUAAUAACUUCUUCACUUCAAUACUCAAACUCACCAGGUCAAGACCUCAACCGGUUUCAGACAGAUUUGAAGAGGUUGAUGGUUCUUCUUCUGAUUCUGUUUGUGGAGUCUUACUUGAAAAUGGAGGUUGUUGCAAUAGAAGUCCUGUCAAAGGAAGAAAGAGAUGCAUAGAUCACAAAGGGCAGAGAGUUUGCCGUGUUUCACCCGAGAAACAGACACCUCCACAACCCGAGAUUUUCACCGGACAAGAUCAUCACACUCACAAAGACUCUGAUGUUAUGUGUGGAGUGAUCUUGCCUGACAUGGAGCCUUGCAAUAAGAGACCUGUUCCUGGAAGAAAACGAUGUGAGGAUCAUAGAGGCAUGAGGAUCAAUGCUUUUCUCUUUCUUCUUAACCAGACAGAUCGUGAGAAAACCGUGAGAGACGAGAUAUCUAAUCCCGAAUCGCAUACGGAGUCAAGCGAACAAGAAGCUUCGACUCGCUUCUGUGAAGCUACAACAAAGAAUGGGUUACCUUGCACAAGAAGUUCUCCUAAAGGAAGCAAAAGGUGUUGGCAACAUAAAGAGAAAACUUCCUGCAAACAAUCGCCGGAAAAUGUUCAGCCAGGAGCUGAAAAACUCGUAGCCUGUGGAGUUAAGUUAUGUAAUGGAUUGAUCUGUGAAAGAUCUCCAGUCAAAGGUCGUAAGAGGUGUGAAGAGCACAAGGGAAUGAGAAUCAUCACUUAACCUGAUUGAUUUCGGUAUUAGUUUUCUGAAUUGAUCUUCUGUACCGGAUUAAGCAAAAUUUAAUUUUUAUUAAUUUAAAAACAGAUUAAACAUUUCUUAAAAAAACAGUUCAUCUAUUAA
Messenger RNA from Arabidopsis lyrata subsp. lyrata, 1747 nucleotides. Its product is annotated as protein EFFECTOR OF TRANSCRIPTION 2. Gene Ontology annotation, biological process: regulation of DNA-templated transcription. The transcript has 3 exons. The record is from RefSeq and is a predicted model, not a curated record. Gene Ontology annotation, molecular function: DNA binding. Lineage: Eukaryota; Viridiplantae; Streptophyta; Magnoliopsida; Brassicales; Brassicaceae. The coding region runs from base 170 to 1627 and encodes 485 amino acids.